AUGGCAUCCAGCAGUAUAUCCAGGUCGAUUCUUCUAGGUCGGCGCGCGACCCAAUCCUUCUCCUCCUCUUGCUACGCUCCCCAGCAAUUCGGUGCUCUCUUCAGCCUGAACUCCAAGAAGGCGCAGUUUCACCAUUGUAGUAACCUCACCAGAACAUCUUACAAGGCAACAAGUUGGGUUCCUCGUAUUAUGGCUUCCACGUUAGGAGGAAAAGCUACUUUCUCCACACAGUCGUUAUCUACCAAUGAACCUGUUGUUUCUGUUGAUUGGCUCCAUUCCAACCUCAGGGAGCCUGGCAUAAAGGUUCUUGAUGCAUCUUGGUAUAUGCCUGAUGAGCAGAGGAACCCAAUUCAGGAGUAUCAGGUUGCUCAUAUUCCAGGGGCUCUGUUCUUUGAUGUAGAUGGUAUAUCAGAUCAAAAUACAAACUUGCCACACAUGUUGCCAAAGGAGGAAGCUUUUGCAGCUGCUGUUUCUUCUCUAGGAAUUGAAAAUAAAGACGGAGUGGUUGUAUAUGAUGGGAAGGGGAUUUUCAGUGCAGCUCGUGUCUGGUGGAUGUUCAGAGUUUUUGGACAUGACAAGGUUUGGGUGUUAGAUGGAGGCCUUCCUAGAUGGCGUGCUUCAGGGUAUGAUGUUGAAUCUAGUGCUUCUAGUGAUGCCAUCUUGAAAGCUAGUGCUGCUAGUGAAGCAAUUCAGAAAGUAUAUCGAGGCCAACCUGUAGGGCCAAUAACAUUUGAAACUAAGUUCCUGCCCCAUCUUGUCUGGACUCUUGAGCAGGUUCAGGAGAACAUUGAGAACACGACUUACCAACAAAUAGAUGCCCGUUCAAAACCAAGGUUCGAUGGUGCUGCACCGGAACCACGAAAGGGUGUUCGAAGUGGUCAUGUACCUGGAAGCAAGUGUAUUCCUUUUCCUCAGAUGCUCGACUCAUCACAGACUCUGUUACCAGCAGAGGAGUUAAAGAAACGAUUUGAUGAAGAAGGUCCACUGAUCAAGACUACCUGUUCCUCAUCUACAGGCAUCUCUUUGGAAUCCCCAGUUGUCACCUCAUGUGGAACUGGCGUAACUGCUUGCAUCCUUGCUUUGGGACUGCACCGACUUGGCAAACACGACGUGGCAGUGUACGAUGGGUCUUGGACAGAAUGGGGUGCUCAUCCGGAGACACCUGUUGAGACGUCGUUGUAGGCCCUAAUCCUUGCUGCUGUCCAUGGCACGGUGGUGGCGGGGAAGCUUUGCUAAUUCUGCAACACAUGUAACUGUGACCAACAAUGGUGUAAUCCUAGAAUGGUUGAACAGUGAAUGAAUAGAGUUUUCUGUCUUGUUGUUGCCUGUUUCCUUUCGGGUUGUUACUUGUUAGGCAAGUUGUGUUGCAUCUGACCUGAGCAAUUCCUCAAGUCUCUUAAAAGUCUUUUGACAUUAAAAGUUCUAGGAUCUUUCUUGUUUGAUUCUCCUGAGCUGUGGAAAUAAACGAAAGAGAAACAUGGUGGUAUUGACUAUUGAGUAUCAUAUAAUUGGGUGAUAAAUUGCACAUAUUUUGGUUGAUAUACUUCAUAAUUUGUGAUCUCCGUGAUAUAGAUAGUGAGUUGUGAGAGUUGACCAAAUGCUUGCCAAAUGAAUUGGUAGUAGAUUCUUCUUUCUGAAUUAUCUUAAAUUUAGAGGUUGUAACACAUUUAUGUUAGACAAAGAAGACUGUAAUUAAGU
Messenger RNA from Linum tenue, 1698 nucleotides. The record is from the annotation of a GenBank genome assembly. Lineage: Eukaryota; Viridiplantae; Streptophyta; Magnoliopsida; Malpighiales; Linaceae.